Molecule: messenger RNA, 945 nt
Organism: Enhydra lutris kenyoni (northern sea otter)
Lineage: Eukaryota; Metazoa; Chordata; Mammalia; Carnivora; Mustelidae
Product: olfactory receptor 7G3-like
Exons: 1
Coding region: 7-945 (312 amino acids)
Biological process (GO): G protein-coupled receptor signaling pathway
Cellular component (GO): membrane
Molecular function (GO): olfactory receptor activity; G protein-coupled receptor activity
Source: RefSeq, a predicted model, not a curated record
AGUCGUAUGGAAGCUGGGAACCAAACAGUGGUUUUGAAAUUCAUCCUUCUGGGACUUUCAGAAGAUAUGGACCUGCAUCCCUUCCUCUUUGGGUUGUUCCUAUCCAUGUUCCUGGUCACCGUGCUUGGGAACCUUCUCAUCAUCCUGGCCAUCAACUCUGACUCCCGCCUCCACACACCCAUGUACUUCUUCCUCUCCAACCUGUCCCUCACUGACAUAGGUUUCACUUCUACCACUGUCCUCAAGAUGCUAGUGAACAUCCAGACACAGAGCAAUACCAUCACAUAUGAAGGCUGUCUUACGCAGAUGUAUUUUUUCAUGAUUUUUGCUGGACUAGAUAGUUCGCUACUGAUGGUGAUGGCCUAUGAUCGGUUUGUGGCCAUCUGUCAUCCCCUGCGCUAUACAGUCAUUAUGAACCCUCGCCUUUGUGGUCUCCUGCUUCUGGUUUCUUGGUUAAUCUGCCUGACAUACUCUUUGUUGCAAAGCUUGAUGUUUUUGAGGGUGUCCUUCUGCAAAGAGAUAGAAAUCCCCCACUUCUUCUGUGAACAUACUCAGAUCCUCAAGCUUACCUGCUCUGACACCCUUGCCAAUGACAUCCUGCUGUAUUUUGUAACUGGCCUGCUGGGUGUUAUUCCCCUGACUGUGAUCCUUCUUUCUUAUUAUAGAAUUAUUUCCUGCAUAAUGGGCAUUUCGUUGGUGGCAGGAAAGUAUAAAGCCUUUUCCACCUGUGGGUCUCACCUCUUGGUUGUCUCUUUGUUUUAUGGGGUAGGUCUUGGAGUCUACCUCACUUCUGGAACAACUCAUCCCUCCAGAAAGGGCUCAGUAGCCUCAGUGAUGUACACGGUGGUCACCCCCAUGCUGAACCCCUUCAUCUACGGUCUGAGGAACAGGGAUAUGAAGAGGGCUCUGAGGAGACUUUUCAGGAGAGGAGUUUACUCUCAGUGA